Messenger RNA from Pelmatolapia mariae (spotted tilapia), 1808 nucleotides. Its product is annotated as carcinoembryonic antigen-related cell adhesion molecule 21-like. The record is from RefSeq and is a predicted model, not a curated record. The transcript is spliced from 6 exons. The coding region runs from base 183 to 1151 and encodes 322 amino acids. NCBI's taxonomy places the organism in Eukaryota, Metazoa, Chordata, Actinopteri, Cichliformes, Cichlidae.
GGUACCAGAACAGAGAGUUUCUCUAUGAGGACUGGUCUCCCUGGUACCAAGAGCUGCUCAGCAGUGAGGAAGCAGUCACAUACUCCUGUGCUGUCAAAGGCUACGAGGAUCUCAGAGCCCCUGAAGUCUCUGUGGAUUCCAUCACAGAGACCUGCUUCAGUGUGACCUAUGCUAAAGGGAGAAUGUGUUCUUCUCAGCAGACAUCAGUGGACGAGUCCUGCUCCAUCACAUAUCCCAGAGAAAUUCAUGUCCAGAGGACUCCUGCUGAACAAAGAGGUCAAAUCAGACUGACCUGUAACAGCAGCUGUUUUCUGACUGAGCCUCUGAUUUCCUUUGUGUGGUAUGAGAACAGAAAGACUACAGUGCAGGAGGAAAAACAGAUUCUAGUUUCCAGCUCUCAAACAGACAGUUUCUCUUGUGCUGUAAAAGGUCUUGAGGAUUUGCGCUCUGCUGACGUCUGUGUUAGUGAUGAUUCCUGCUGGAGUUUGAAUUAUGUCCACAGCAGAAUCUGUGCUCUGGAAGGAUCUUCAGUCAACAUCUCCAGUAAAUACUCACAUCCUGACUAUGAGCAGAUACAGUCUAAAUGUUGGUAUAAAUUUAAGGGAAAUGCUGAGGAGGAAGCUGAACAGCUGACUGAGGAUGCAGAUCAUGUGGAGUAUGAUGACAUCAUGAAGAACCAACACAUCCUCAGAUUAAAGAAGCUGAAGAGAGAUGACUCAGCAGAAUACAGGUUUACAAUCACAACAGAAUAUGAAGAAGUGAUAGAGUCUGAUUUUCUUGGAGUUACUCUGAUUGUCACAGAGCUGAGAGUGAAGAUGAGUCCUUCUGCAGUGGUGACAGAGGGUCAGAGAGUCACACUGACCUGCAGUACCAGCUGUCCUCUGACUGACAACACAAACUACAUUUGGUACUUGAACAGUCGACCUCUGACCCCGAGAGAGAACCAGAACAAACAUCUGAUCCUAGACCCAGUCAGCAGGGAGAAUGCAGGGAGCUACUCCUGUGCUGUGAAAACCAACAAAGAUAUCAGCUCUGCUCCAAAGACUCUCACUGUCCAAAGUAUCACAGGAUCACGGACACGAGCACCUGCAGGAGUUUCUGCAGCUCUGCUGGUUUUAUUACUUUUCACUGUCUUCUGUUUGAUCAGAUGAAUCUUGAUCUCAUGUAUGAAAACAUCUCAGCUCAGUCAGCAGGGCAGGAUGAUCAUCACUACAGCAGACUUCAGUGACAACCACACAGCUGAUCUCUACUCCACCAUCGAGCCACUGUGUGCUCAAUAAAGAAACGUUUGGUCAUAUGGUGAUUUUAUCUACAGUGAUAAACCUUUACCAUCACAGCAAAGACACUGCAGCUUCUUGAUCCAUCAGUGGAUUAUGCUCACUUUUUUGGAAUAUAAAUUACAGUAGAAAUAAGUUGAAAAUGAAAUCCAAUUGAGAUUGAAAAGCUCAAGCCUUAAUCUUAAGCACUUUACUUUGUGUGCUUCUGAUGCCACUAAUGAAAACAUCAAAGCCAUUGUGUCUGCAGGUUUCUCUUCUGUUAGGUUUUUGUCUGUACCACAAAAUAACCACUAACAGUGUCACACGUCCCUGCUUUCACUGUCAGCAUUGUCAGGUUUUUGAUGAACAUAUAAUAAUAUGUGGCCAUGUCACAUGUUUAACUGAGCUGCUUUGAAUGUAGUUUGUCUGGAGACAAACUCAGAAAGGUCAAAUCCCUUUUCAGCCUUUCAGGAGUAAUGUAAAUGAUGUUUCUGGAAUGUAGAAAUUAUGCAUAAUUUUUCUCAUUAAUUUAUUUAAGAAAACAGUUUUUAA